This is a messenger RNA of Aspergillus clavatus NRRL 1, 1251 nucleotides long. RefSeq lists its product as uncharacterized. The transcript has a single exon. The coding region runs from base 1 to 1251 and encodes 416 amino acids. NCBI's taxonomy places the organism in Eukaryota, Fungi, Ascomycota, Eurotiomycetes, Eurotiales, Aspergillaceae. The record is from RefSeq and is a predicted model, not a curated record.
AUGUCCCAUGGGGGCCUCACUCCGGGAGAUGGCAUUACCGGGGGAUACACAGGCAAUAGCCUGGCGUUGAAAAUCACCAUCGCAACGCUGGCCGGCAUCACCUGGUACAAUGCCAUCGAGCUCAUCAUCCUGGUCUUUGUGACCUUCAGCCGCUACAGCGGCUCGUACUUCUGGAGCUUGCUCGUCUCCGCGGUGCUGGGACUCAUCCCCUACUCGAUCGGCUUCCUGCUCAAAUUCUUCCAGUUGACCUCGCAGACCUGGCUGUGCGUCACCUGCCUCACCGUCGGCUGGUGGUGCAUGGUGACGGGCCAGUCCGUCGUGCUGUACUCGCGCCUGCACCUGGUGGUGCGCAGCCCGCGCAUCCUCCGGCGUGUCCUCCUCCUCAUCCUCGUCGACGCCGUCCUCCUCCACCUCCCCACCACCGUGUUGACCUACGGCUCCAACCUGGCCGCCUCGGACGCCGCCCGCGCCGCCUACAUCCGCGGCUACAACGUCAUGGAGAAGAUCCAGAUGACCGGCUUCUGCCUGCAGGAGUUCGUCAUCUCCGGCCUCUACAUCUACGAGACCGUCCGCAUGCUGCGCCUCGACCCGGACCGCGGCAAGCGCAAGAUCAUGUACCAGCUCGUCGCCAUCAACGCCAUCAUCAUCCUCCUCGACCUCGGCCUGCUCGUCGUCGAGUACAUGAACAAAUACAUCCUGGAGACCAUGCUCAAGGGCGCCAUCUACAGCAUCAAGCUCAAGCUCGAGUUCGCCGUCCUCGGCAAACUCGUCUACCUCGUCCACUCCCACGUCUGGAAGGUCUCCGCCGACGACUCCUAUCCCCAUCAUCCCUACCACAUCCCCCCGCACCCCGGCUCCGUCGCCGACUUCCCGGACUUCGUCGACGCCACCCGCGUCACUACCGACCUCACCCACGCCGCGCCCCUCCCUUCCUCCUCCACCUCCUUCGGGCCCCUCGCCAUCUCUCCCCGCCACCGCCGCCGCCGCUCCCAUCCCUGGAUGGACUCCGACGACAUCUCCAUCGCCAUGUUCGAGCACUCCGAGGGCGUGCCCGUCUCCAUCUCCCUCCACGAUCAAGACCAGGACCAGGACCCGGACCAGGACCGCGACAUCGGCCCCUCCAGCAUCUCGCACUCAUGGAGCGGUGAGACCCAGCGCGACACGAGUGUCAGCGUCAGCCCGCUCGACUUCACCGACUCGCUGCACAAACAGCGCGAGAGUGGAUCGGGCGGGGAGCAUCACCCGGGUUGA